AUGUUCAAAUGCUACUCAACCUUGCUUCCGCUGCCUUCUUUUCUUGCAGGGCAGCCGGGAUACAGCAACCAUAUGACCGAUCAUUACUACGCCCUCCAUUAUCAGGUACUGCCGCAACGGGAAUACAAUUUGCACUUGCUGCCGCAGAAACAGCCACGCCAAGAGACCAGUGCGUCCCGAAGAAAUUUCGCACAAGACGGAUGA
Messenger RNA from Akanthomyces muscarius, 204 nucleotides. RefSeq lists its product as uncharacterized. Bases 1 to 204 code for a protein of 67 amino acids. NCBI's taxonomy places the organism in Eukaryota, Fungi, Ascomycota, Sordariomycetes, Hypocreales, Cordycipitaceae. The record is from RefSeq and is a predicted model, not a curated record. The transcript is spliced from 2 exons.